Messenger RNA from Apodemus sylvaticus (European woodmouse), 1895 nucleotides. It is a transcript of the gene Mapk11, whose product is annotated as mitogen-activated protein kinase 11. Bases 76 to 1170 code for a protein of 364 amino acids. Lineage: Eukaryota; Metazoa; Chordata; Mammalia; Rodentia; Muridae. The transcript is spliced from 12 exons. Gene Ontology annotation, cellular component: cytoplasm; nucleus. Gene Ontology annotation, molecular function: ATP binding; MAP kinase activity. Gene Ontology annotation, biological process: protein phosphorylation; intracellular signal transduction. The record is from RefSeq and is a predicted model, not a curated record.
GCGGUGCUGGGCGUGGGGCGCGGGCCGGGUGCUGCGCGGGGAUUCGGGGCGCUCGCUCCAGCUGCCUCUGCGGAUAUGUCGGGUCCGCGCGCGGGAUUCUACCGGCAAGAGCUGAACAAAACAGUAUGGGAGGUGCCGCAGCGGCUGCAGGGCCUGCGCCCGGUGGGCUCCGGCGCCUACGGCUCGGUCUGCUCGGCCUAUGACGCGCGGCUGCGCCAGAAGGUGGCUGUGAAGAAGCUGUCUCGCCCUUUCCAAUCGCUGAUCCACGCGAGGAGGACAUACCGUGAGCUACGCCUACUCAAACACCUGAAGCACGAGAACGUCAUAGGACUUUUGGACGUCUUCACGCCGGCCACAUCCAUCGAGGAUUUCAGCGAAGUGUACCUCGUGACAACCCUGAUGGGCGCCGACCUGAAUAACAUCGUCAAGUGUCAGGCACUGAGCGAUGAGCACGUUCAAUUCCUUGUCUACCAGCUGCUGCGUGGGCUGAAGUAUAUCCACUCGGCGGGCAUCAUCCACCGGGACCUGAAGCCCAGCAAUGUAGCGGUGAACGAGGACUGCGAGCUGAGGAUCCUGGACUUCGGGCUGGCACGCCAGGCUGAUGAGGAGAUGACUGGAUAUGUGGCCACACGAUGGUACCGGGCACCAGAGAUCAUGCUGAACUGGAUGCACUAUAACCAGACAGUAGACAUCUGGUCUGUGGGCUGCAUUAUGGCUGAGCUGCUGCAAGGAAAGGCCCUCUUUCCUGGAAAUGACUACAUCGACCAGCUGAAGCGAAUCAUGGAGGUGGUGGGCACACCCAGCCCUGAGGUUCUGGCGAAGAUAUCCUCGGAGCAUGCCCGGACAUACAUCCAGUCUCUGCCUCCCAUGCCCCAGAAGGACCUCAGCAGUGUCUUCCAUGGAGCCAACCCUCUGGCUGUAGACCUCCUGGGAAGAAUGCUGGUACUAGACAGUGACCAGAGGGUCAGUGCGGCCGAAGCCUUGGCCCACGCAUACUUCAGCCAGUACCACGACCCCGACGAUGAGCCAGAGGCAGAGCCCUAUGAUGAAAGUGUUGAGGCCAAGGAGCGCACGCUGGAGGAAUGGAAGGAGCUUACUUACCAGGAAGUCCUUAGCUUCAAGCCCCUGGAACCAUCACAGCUCCCUGGCACCCAUGAAAUUGAACAGUGAGGCCUUGCCUGAGGGGGGAGACCUGAGCCUGUCCCCUUUCCUCAGCCUUCUGGCUUUCCUCAAGAGGUGCCUCUCAGGCGGCCCUGACACUUAACCUGGGACCCCUUUGCCUUGAGAAACUCUAAACACACACACACACACACACACACACACACACACACACACACACGAAUGCACGGAUGUGUACAUAUACCUGCCAUUAUGUGUUGGAGUCUGGGCAGUAGUGCUUCUGGACCUACCUUAGUCCACCCAGGUUCUCCUUGGGACCUCAGUGUGUGGGAUCUGAGUGUGUCCCUGAGCCUGUCCAGAUCUCUUCUGUUCUUGAGGACUAUCUGGAUUGGGAGGAAGGCAAACGGGCCUUGGUUCCUGGAGACUCUGAGGGAGGGAGAGUCACAGUGGUUGGAGAUGCUCAACCAGGAAGUGAGUGGCUGAGAGCUGAGGCGGGCCUAGUGCCCUGCCCAACUGGGUGGCCGUUUCCUCUGCGGAUGGGAAGGCUGAGACCACCAUCGGAUUGUCUAUCUAAUCAGAAAAGCCUGCUGAAGUCCUGUGGUUGCCUGUGAUAUGUGGGCAAGUGGGCGUGAGUGUGCACCCUGGUAUCCACAUCAGAGCAGAUGCAGGCAUGUGCUGGUGUGUGUGAAUCUGUGAGCACCCACAAGCCAGCAGCCAUUUCUGGUAUGGUGCCUACUCUGGAGAUAACUCUUGUCUCCUCUCCUCCCCCAAGUUCC